UCUUAGCAGUUCAUUUUUCUAAUGUAAAAAUUUGUUAUUGUCAAAAGAAUAACUAUCUAUACAUCAAUUUCAGAUUGGCCUGGUAGAUGUCUUAGACUCAGUGGGACUAAAACCUGAUUUUUUAAUUGGACACUCAGUUGAGAAUUAGGAUGUGCUUACGCUGAUGGGUGUUUUACAGCAGAGCAAAUGGUUCUUUCUGCAUUAAGCAGAGGAUUAGCAUCAGUGGAAACGGAUUUGCUAAGAGGUUCUAUGGCAGCAGUUGGUCUUGGUUAUGAAGAAAUCAAAAAUCUCUGUCCACCUGACAUUGAUGUUGCUUAUCACAAUAGUGUAGGCAGUACCACUAUCAGUGGUCCCGAAGAAUCUAUGAAAUCAUUCAUAGCUCAUUUAACAGUUAGUAACAUUUACUUUCGAAAUUAAAAAUUUAAUUAAGUUUAAUUUCAUUUGAAUGUAACACAAUACAUCAUUAACAUUAUUUAAAUGAAAAGAUUUUAAAAAGAAAAAAACUCUUUUCUAACUAAUGCUAAAUACAUAUUUUAGGAAAAUAAAAUUUUUGCUAAAGAGGUGGCUUGUAGUAAUAUUGCCUACCACAGCCGAUAUAUUUCUCCAGCUGGCGAAAAAUUAAAA
Molecule: messenger RNA, 624 nt
Organism: Leptopilina heterotoma
Lineage: Eukaryota; Metazoa; Arthropoda; Insecta; Hymenoptera; Figitidae
Product: fatty acid synthase-like
Exons: 1
Coding region: 187-417 (76 amino acids)
Source: RefSeq, a predicted model, not a curated record